Molecule: messenger RNA, 795 nt
Organism: Fusarium venenatum
Lineage: Eukaryota; Fungi; Ascomycota; Sordariomycetes; Hypocreales; Nectriaceae
Source: RefSeq, a predicted model, not a curated record
AUGACCGAUCUUCCACCACCCGAUUAUUCCGACCUCGAUCUACCGUCCUACGAUGAUACCCUGCUCAGCACUCCUACUCCCGCUGCGGCCUCUGGGAACCCCACUACUAAACCCGGCCUCGCUCAGGCGGCAAAAUUCUACAUCUCAGGACGCUUUAUCUAUUCAUCUACUGGCUCUCAAGCACCGGCAUAUGAAUUCUCCCACUCUAUCGGCUAUCUCCACGACCAUGAUCGCAGCGUGAAAGUCGAGCGUGUCGACUCGGUCAUCAAGAACUCGGCCGGUCUUCCUCAAGUCGCUCUCAAAAACCGCCACCUCUUCGAUCUCAAGCACCCAACUGCCGCCGAGUUCCCCACGUUCCCCUACCAUGCCGAAGCCGCUACGCGUCGAGCCCUGUGCUCUUUCGGAGUCUCUUACUUCCGCUCUGGUAAUCUCUUAAGGCAGAAGAAGGGUUUCCGAUUCGACCGCGCAGUGAAGGGCGCCGAUCGAAAGCUAGAGCCUCAGGGUAUGCUAUACGAAGCGUCCUCUUCACGUAGUAAAGGCGUCGCAUACGAGUGGCGAGAUGCGCAGGGAGAGUUGAUAGCAAGGGAAGUCGAAGAUGAGAAAGCCAGCAUGAGUCUGGUAAUCACAGCCGAGAUGAGUGUUGAAUUGCGCGAUGCCCUAGUUGCGGCCUGGAUAUUACGGAUAUGGUACGAGUUGUCCAAAGGGAACAAUUCAGCCACGCGCUUGAUGAGGGUAGGCGGGCCUCAGCAGAACCUAUUGUAUUUAUACGCUGGUCUCGCUGACAGCAGGUUGUAG